Durusdinium trenchii is the source of this 435-nucleotide messenger RNA. Lineage: Eukaryota; Dinophyceae; Suessiales; Symbiodiniaceae. The record is from the annotation of a GenBank genome assembly.
AUGAUGAAGAGCGUUGGUCAAAAGAUCUAUGACUUGAAGAUCAGUCGAGACCAGCGCAAGUGGGAGCAAGCUGCCUGUGCCUUGGACACCCAAAAAUCUGCUGCUCGACUUGCACAAGCGGCUGUGCAUUCAGCCAUGGCCGUGCAAGACUGUGGGGCCACCAACUUCGCUGAGAGAGGCAAGCAAGGAAAGGCAAAGUGCGCGGUGGAUGUGACUGCAGCCAUUGCAUCCGCCGGCAUUGCAGCGAGCUUGAUCACGAUCAGUACCAUCAAUUGUCCAGAAAAUGUGAGGAGCCUUGAGACCCUACAGAAGAGGCUGUGUGCAGCGUCAAUCAUUGAUUUGACCGUUGCCGCAAGCUACAUUGGGACAUCGAUUGCCAGCAUUUCGGGUACAUGUGGCACCCUUGAUGAGUAUCCUGGAGUGCCAGGGACCUAA